Messenger RNA from Necator americanus (New World hookworm), 228 nucleotides. RefSeq lists its product as uncharacterized. Bases 1 to 228 code for a protein of 75 amino acids. The transcript has a single exon. Lineage: Eukaryota; Metazoa; Nematoda; Chromadorea; Rhabditida; Ancylostomatidae. The record is from RefSeq and is a predicted model, not a curated record.
AUGACUCCUUUCGGUGCGAAAACCCUUAACGAAGGUUCUUCGCUCGUCCGCACAACUGCAUUUCGAAGCGAAGGUGACGAUUUCCAUGAAGAAAUGCGUGGAGAGUUUUCAAGCGAGAACACAGGAGAGCACACUUACAUGUGGGAUUUCUGCUUCUAUCUUUUUGAGCCACUGCUCCACCAUCCAGAUGCCAUCACGUUGACGUUCAACCGAGUUGAGAAGGAGUAA